Rhagoletis pomonella (apple maggot) is the source of this 706-nucleotide messenger RNA. RefSeq names its product FERM domain-containing protein 5 (gene Frmd5). Gene Ontology annotation, molecular function: cytoskeletal protein binding. Gene Ontology annotation, cellular component: cytoskeleton. Lineage: Eukaryota; Metazoa; Arthropoda; Insecta; Diptera; Tephritidae. The record is from RefSeq and is a predicted model, not a curated record.
GAAACUCACAAAGGAAAUUAUAUUAUAGACCAGUUAUGUCACCAGUUAAAGAUAAGGGAAAAAUACUACUUUGGAAUGCGUUAUGUGGAUAGUGGCACACAAAGGCAAUGGUUGGAUUUGGAAAAGCUUAUAACUAAACAGUGUAAAGAUGUCAACCCUUUGAUAUUCUCCUUCCGUGUAAAAUAUUAUCCGGCGGAUCCAUUUCAUUUAAGCACUAAUGCCAGGAUUUUGCUAUUCAAACAACUAAAACGUGACUUAAAUCAUGGGCGACUUUAUUGUUCAAAUGAUGAGUUUAUUACUUUGGGAGCUUUGAUAGUGCAAGAGGAAUUAGGAGACUACGAUGGGAAAUUGCACUCUGCCAAUUACGUUUCAACCUUUCGAGUGUCUAUUCGACAGACCGAUGCAAUCGAAAAAAAAAUUAUGAAUAAAUACAAAGGAAGAAAACCAGGACAAGAGCCAAGUGCUGUUAUAGAUGAGUUCCUAGAAAUAGCACGCAAUCUUGAGGCAUACGGCAUCGAACCACAUUAUGUUAAAGACCAUCAUGGCAACCAACUAUAUAUCGGAGUAAAUUAUAUGGGUAUUAGCGCUUUUAUUUCAGGCAAGCGCUCACAACUCUAUCGUUGGAACGAAAUUCGAAAGUUAAACUUCGAGGGAAGAAUGUUCAUAGUCCACUCCGUCUAUACUAAUGCGAGUAGAGAACUUGUGA